Messenger RNA from Sorghum bicolor (sorghum), 2198 nucleotides. RefSeq names its product vacuolar fusion protein CCZ1 homolog. Lineage: Eukaryota; Viridiplantae; Streptophyta; Magnoliopsida; Poales; Poaceae. The record is from RefSeq and is a predicted model, not a curated record. The coding region runs from base 268 to 1809 and encodes 513 amino acids. Gene Ontology annotation, biological process: vesicle-mediated transport. The transcript has 9 exons. Gene Ontology annotation, cellular component: Mon1-Ccz1 complex; intracellular membrane-bounded organelle.
CACCUGCCCGCACAGCGUCUCGCCGCGCCGCACGCCUGCGUCGGUCGCCGACCCCAGCCAGCCACCGGUCCACGCCCGCCUCCCCCUCUCUCCACCCCGUCCGGUCACCCGCUGCCGCGGGCCCUAGUCCGCCGGAUCUCCCUCCCCGGCGACCCGUCCCCGCGCCGGACCAGUCCGGGCCGCGUGGUCGCCCCACCCGCCUCGGGUUCACUCGCUCGCGGUUGCGUGUCCCGCGGGGGGUGACCCCUCGGCAGCUCCCGGUUUCGAAUGGGGCUCUCGUCGGCCGCCGCGGGCGACGGGACGCAGCUCUGUGUCUUCGACCUCCGGAGGGGGCAGCAGGAGGGCCAGGAGCUCGACAAGAUCCUCUUCUUCCACCCCGCCGACUGCCCCAUCCUGCUCCAGCUCUCCGUCAUCGGCCUCUGCGAGGGGAUCGUCACUUUCACGAGAAUAUUUUCCCCGGAAGAGGAUUGUGAGGUUAUAGAAUCAGAGAAACACUCCCAUGUUUUUUACCAAGCCGAAACAGAUAUUUGGAUGGUUCUGGUUGUGGAAAAAAACAAGGAAAAUGAAUUGGCUUGGCGUUGUAAUGCACUCCAUGGUAUUCUUAAAGAGGCUCAUUCUCUCUUUGCAAUGUUUCAUGGACCAAUCCGAACUUUGCUUGACAGACAGCCCAGUGCUGAACUUGCUCGUGGUCACCUCCGCACAUUUAUCACAGAUUAUUUGAGCGAUUUUAAUGUUGGUAAGAAGUUACAAUUUCCAACCUACCGUGACAGCCUAAAGGAGAGGGGAACAGUCCAAAUGCUUACAGUAUCACGAGAAGUGGCACUUGACGUUCAGUCACUCACCACAGUACUUGGAUCAUGUCUUGGAAAUGUCACCUGCCAAUCACUCGUACUAUUUGAAGACCUCUUGGUGUCAACGACACUGCCCCCGGAUGAUACUUUAAACCUAUAUACAUAUGCUGUCCUGAGGUUAACUCCACGUGCUUUAUAUGCCAAUGCAAGUUCUUGGUCCUAUUUGCGAAAAGGAACUUCUGUUAGUGCUGGUCCAACAUCAAGUUCAUCAAAUGGAACAACUGCAGGAGAAAGGUACCAUAGUCGAUCUCGUGAUACUUCUCCUGGUGGACAAAAUCAGAUGCGUCAUAAUUUCAGGCCUCUCCUGCGUGACAAUUUGUCGAAGGGAAAGGACGGCUUUGUUGCUGCUGAUUUCGCAGCUACAGAAGCUCGUGGUGCUGUACCCUUGACUCCAAUACUAUGGUUCCAGCAGGCAGAGGAACGUAUGUACCUAUGCAUUUAUCAGCACAAGAGUCUCACUAUCCUACUGCUGGUUCCUGCUUCCUCACUGAUAAAUGGGGAAGAGGGCAUUGCUCAUGUGAAGAAGCAGAUGCUUGAAAAUGCAUCACAGAAGAUUGUCACUGUUGAGCAGAAAUUGACACGGGGAUGGGGAGGAGAAAAUGCUUAUCACGUUAGUGGAUAUCGUUAUUUGCUCGUUGAUCCGGAGAGAAGAAUAUCAAGAGCCUCCCCACCUGGGAAAGUCACCACCCUGGCAAAGGAUUCUCUACUUGCCCUCAAUAUGCUAAGACAAGAAGUAGAUCUAGAGAAGUCUAGAUACAAGAGAGGUGACCCUUGUCAUGACAAGGAUUUUGAAGCAUGUAUCAGAACAAAAAAUAAUGCAUGGGUUAUUGCUAAAAUUAGUCGAGGAAGGGAGCUUUACAUGGCUUUAGAGAAGGGUGGUGAGACACUUCUUUAUGCAUCCACAGCUGUAGAGAAAUUCAGCAACAGGUACUGUGAGGGAGCAUUCUCUACAGAUUAGAAGCACCAGCGCAAGAUCUUAACUUUUCCAUGCAUUACCUCCUAUGUACAUCCUGGUUCUUCAGCUGGAUCGUUCCCCUCAUUGUUGCGAGACCCGGAUUUCUCUUUGCAAAGGGAAUAAGAAAUUCGUAUCGGUUGUACAGCUGCUCUGCUAUAAUGUGCUAUGUGCAAAAGAAUAGCCUGAUUCGGGAAUAAUGCAGAGCAGGAUAGAGUUCGUUCUCUUAUUACGGCCUCAUGUCCUUCCGCAACGCAGAGCAUUGUGCAUGUUUACAUUUUAUUGUACCAGCUGGCAAUGGACCUGUUGACUGAAAAAAAAACUCAGCUUAGGAUCUGAUUUGGUAUUCUGUAUUUUGGUGAUCUCGUAUCAUAUGGUUGAGUUGACGAGUUCUA